Xenopus tropicalis (tropical clawed frog) is the source of this 1104-nucleotide messenger RNA. RefSeq names its product cellular communication network factor 5 (gene ccn5). The coding region runs from base 69 to 1013 and encodes 314 amino acids. The transcript has 5 exons. NCBI's taxonomy places the organism in Eukaryota, Metazoa, Chordata, Amphibia, Anura, Pipidae. Gene Ontology annotation, cellular component: extracellular region. The record is from RefSeq and is a predicted model, not a curated record. Gene Ontology annotation, biological process: signal transduction.
AACUCCGGGGAUACAAUCUCCCCAUCGCAUGGAGCUGCCUGUCAGAACUGUGCUAUUUCCUCUGCAGAAUGGCCCAACCUGUGCUGGAAUGUCAGAAAUCAGAGGGAGAAACUCUGGAUGGGUUUCCAGUUGCCCCUGCGGUGUUUGUUUUGCUGCCUGAGAGUAUAAACACAGUGCUGGAUGGAGCUGGGAGUCGGAAAGGAAAACCACAUCACAUUCCUAACUCUCGGCAAAGCGCUGGUUUAAUGAAUGGUGCCUGCAUGGCCAUGGACCCGGGGAUUCUAAACAGAUACCUGCUGCUGCUUGGCUACUGCAUCCUCCCACAGAUUUGCGCUCAGCUCUGCCGAACCCCAUGUUUCUGCUCUUGGAUCCCGCCAAGGUGUCCCCCAGGAGUCCCUGUCAUUGUGGAUGGGUGCGGCUGCUGCAGGAUAUGUGCCCGCCAACUUGGAGAAUCUUGCGACCACCUCUAUCUGUGCGAUGAGUCAAAGGAGCUGCUCUGUGAUUAUCCCACCGGCAGUAACGGGAGAGGAACUUGCAACUAUAACUACGAUGGCAGCUGUGAAUAUGAUGGGAAGGAAUAUAAAGACGGAGAGGUAUUUCAGCCCAACUGUAAGUUCCAAUGCAAAUGCAUUGAUGGCGGCAUCACUUGCACCCCUCUCUGCAGUGAAAAUGUUCUGAUCGCCACUCCAGAAUGCCCUUUCCCGAGACGGGUAGAAAUUCCGGGGCGCUGUUGCCCAGAGUGGAUAUGUGACGAGGACCAACAAAGCCCAGUUUCCAACAGUCUUGGGAAAGAACGGGAAGCAAAGGGAAGGUCGCAGGUUAAGCCUUUCGCUUGCGCAGAAUGGAGCACCCAAUGGAGCACUUGUUCCGUCAGCUGCGGGGUGGGCCUGUCCCUGCGGGUGUCUAACAGGAAUCCGCUCUGCAGGCUGAAGGCCCAAACUCGCCUGUGUAUGGUGAGACCCUGCAGGAAGGAGUCACUUGCACACCCACGGUCCAUUCUGCGCUCCGGCUGAGAUAUAAAACUGACGAUUGUAUCAGCAUCAGGGAGUUCCGGCCAACAUUCUGUGGCACGUGCCCCAUGAAACACUGCGCUCCUUAUCAGAC